CAGUGCAAAAGUGAAAACUGUGAAAAGAAUACGGAAAGCUCUUAUACGCAAAAUGGUUGUGCUAGUAGUAUUUUUUUAAUUUUUAAUAUAAAUUUGUAUGUAAUGUUAUUGGAUUUAGUCUAAAACUAAUGUGUUUCACGAAUAUCUCAAAAUUAUAAAUCUACGAAAUUAAUAUGUUUUGUAUGAAUAGUGAUAUUUAAUUGAAAAUGAGUGAAAAUAAUAAUACGAAAAAAGUUGAAGGGGGUCAAAGCAACACUGUGGCUCCUGUUCCACAGCCACCUGCAAAUCAAAGCUGGGUACAAUUUGAUGAAGAUUCCACACAAAAUAAAGAUUCUCCUGCUGUUAUAACAACUGAAAGCGUACAGGUUAAUUUAGAGAGAAGCCUCAGUAAAUCAACUGAUAGUAAUAAUGUUGCUGUUCUGGAUCCAAAACCACUGAGAAAUGUGGAACUACCUGUUGCAACAGUGGAACCUAUCAGACAAGGCUUUUCAAAUGGAGAUAUUAUUGUUACUCUUCUACCUGUAAAUACUCGUUUCCCAUGGGUAACACCAGCACAAUUCCGUCCUGAACUAGUGCCUGAAGAAUUAAUGGCUCAAGGCCUUACUCUGACAGUGGAAGAAUAUGUGCAAGCAAUGGAAUUGUUAGUAAACGAUGUGCGUUUUUCACUUUAUAAUGUCUGCUAUAAAAGAAUUUUGGUAGUAUGGAUAACACUAGCAUUUCUUGUUCUAUUGGGACUAUUAUUUUCGGGCCUGACAGGUCUGAUUCUCUUUGGAUUGGGUAUUGCUUGGCUGGUAUUGAAUGCUGGUGCAAUUUUUCUGUCAAUGUACUUAAAAUUUAAAUUACAAAGAAAUUUAGAAAGGUGUCUGGCCCACGUUAAUAAGCAGCUACUGCGGCAUAAGAUUGUAAUAGCUCUUGAUGAUCGAGGUAAAAUCAGUUGCCAUAAGGUGAACUUAUGUUUCUUGUAUAUGGAUUCAGCUCCAUGUAUUGCACAUCUACAAACUAGCAUCGAACAGCAAGAAAGGGACCCCACAAGUGGUUGGGAACAGCGUAUGGAUAUAACUUCCCAUGAUAUUGUUAUACAAGGCAGUAGAACUACUAGAUUGUCCAGAAAACAGGAGAGAGCCACCUUACUAUACUUACGAUAUAUAUCACGUUGGGGACGAGAUAGAGUUAGGGGUCACUUAGUUAGUCCUCCCGCAGCAGGUGGUCGUCAUUGCGCUUCUCUGACAUGCCCAUGUCAGUUUAUUGAGGAACAUUUACAUUGCAAACCCUCAGGACAUCCCUGUAUGAUUUGUUUCUACAUGUCUGAUAGAAAUGUUCAGUUAGAUUCAACUUCAAGCAUCCCUAUUUAGUAUAAAUAGGAACUGUACUAAAAUAAAUAUAAAACUAACAAAAUAAUUACACAAUAUAUUCCAAUAAUUUAAUUAUACUAACUUAACAACACAUGAUUUAGAAGAUUUUAAGUAUCUUACAUUUACCAAAUUGUAUUAUAUAUAACAAACGUUUAUUACAAUAGAAACGGCAACAAAUAUUCUUCACGUUAUACACAAGAAAAUGCAAAUAUAUAUUACAUUUUUAAAUAAG
Messenger RNA from Anoplophora glabripennis (Asian longhorned beetle), 1584 nucleotides. RefSeq lists its product as uncharacterized. The transcript is spliced from 5 exons. Bases 207 to 1352 code for a protein of 381 amino acids. The record is from RefSeq and is a predicted model, not a curated record. Lineage: Eukaryota; Metazoa; Arthropoda; Insecta; Coleoptera; Cerambycidae.